AUGUGUUGCAACUACUACAGCAACUCCUGUGGCUAUGGCUGUGGAAACAGCUAUGGCUGUGGAUUUAGCCCCUAUUAUGGCUGUGGAUAUGACUGUGGCUAUGGAACCAGAUAUGGCUGUGGAUAUGGCUCUGGCUAUGGAUGUGGCUGUAGAUAUGGUUCCCAUUAUGGCUGUGGCUAUGGAACAAGAUAUGGCUGUGGAUAUGGCUCCUACUAUGGCUCUGGCUGUGGAUAUGGGACUCGCUAUGGCUGUGGCUAUGGCUCAGGAUACGGCUGUGGAUAUGGCUCCCCUUAUGGCUGUGUUUAUGGACCAGGAUAUGGCUGUGGAUAUGACACUGGCCGCUGCUGCUACUGGCCAGUUUGCUACUGGAGAUGUUAUUCU
Molecule: messenger RNA, 381 nt
Organism: Balaenoptera ricei (Rice's whale)
Lineage: Eukaryota; Metazoa; Chordata; Mammalia; Artiodactyla; Balaenopteridae
Product: keratin-associated protein 21-1-like
Exons: 3
Source: RefSeq, a predicted model, not a curated record